CUUGCCUUUGUAGCCAAAUUCCUGUUAUAAAAACCAAGAAAAUGGGGGAGCAUUUGAGAUCAUGCUUCUCGACAUGUUGCCCGUUUUAUUCAGAUACAUUUUUAUAAAAGUUCUCCACAGGUUUGCACAUUUCGUAGGUCUACAGUCCAUUCCCCUCCUCAGUGGGAAUGAGAAAAGUAAAUGAAAGCAGAGGAGGAACUUUUACAUCUCUAACCACUUUGAAAAAUAUUAAUGGUGUUGCUAUGUAAAGUUGAGAAAUCAUCAGAAGAAAUUGUGGAAAUAAUGCAAAGUAUUAUACAGGCUUUGGAGGGCAGUAGAAAGCUUGAAAAUCUCAUUGGUAUCUCCUGUGGAUCAUGUUUCUUGAAAAGAGAAAUUCAGAAAACGGAAGAACUAAUGACAAAAGUCACAAAACAAAAACUGUUUGAAAAGAAGAGUUCAGAACUUUCUAACAAAGAAGUUAGAACUUCCUCACCAUUGAUUUAAAUCAACAUCCUGUGUGAAACACAAGUAUGCUAUUACAAAAAAUAAAACAGGAAGGCUACACCAGCCAGCCAAGAUGCUGACAUUUGGGCACCCUGAUUACAGGUGGU
Molecule: messenger RNA, 590 nt
Organism: Molossus molossus (Pallas's mastiff bat)
Lineage: Eukaryota; Metazoa; Chordata; Mammalia; Chiroptera; Molossidae
Product: centromere protein R-like
Exons: 1
Coding region: 232-483 (83 amino acids)
Biological process (GO): CENP-A containing chromatin assembly; regulation of DNA-templated transcription
Cellular component (GO): nucleoplasm
Source: RefSeq, a predicted model, not a curated record